Messenger RNA from Oncorhynchus gorbuscha (pink salmon), 1401 nucleotides. RefSeq names its product leukocyte antigen CD37-like. Bases 65 to 712 code for a protein of 215 amino acids. The record is from RefSeq and is a predicted model, not a curated record. Gene Ontology annotation, cellular component: membrane. The transcript is spliced from 4 exons. Lineage: Eukaryota; Metazoa; Chordata; Actinopteri; Salmoniformes; Salmonidae.
CUGCUUUGUUUCUACACAGACAGACAGACAGACAUGUGUUUUGCGCUGACAGAUCACAUCUAAGAUGAAAAUAGAAGUGGAUAAGAUCAUCACUGAAUAUGGAACAAACCCUGACAAUCAACGACAUUGGAAGCUUCUGGAUAAUGUACAGCGCUAUGGGCACUGCUGUGGUAUGCAGAGUCCUAAUGACUGGCAGAGCAACAUGUUCAUUAAGAACAACAGUCUGAUAGAGGUGUAUCCCUGUUCCUGUUUCAACACCACGGACUGUCCUGCCAUCUCAGGAUUCAGCACACUGCUGUUUGGAAAUGGAAGUGAAACACAGAUCCAUCCACAGAGAUGUGUAGACAUAAUCACCAACUGGCUGAAGGAGAACACUUUGACAAUAGUGGGAAUGGAAGUGGGCCUGCUAAUCAGUCAGGUCCUCCAGUUUAUAGUGGCUGUGUAUCUGUACCAGACUGUUGGUCAGAAAGUCAAGCUGAGAAAUGUUAGUCAACUGAUUCUCUCUGAGGACCAUUGUGAACCAAACCCUGACUACCUUGAUGACCCUGACUACUCUGACCAAAACCACGCCUAUCCUAAACCAAACCAGGCCUACGCACAUACAAACCUUGCCUACCCUGAAGAAAUCCUUGCCUACCCUGAAGAAAUCCUUGCCUACCCUGAUGACCGACACCCGGCCUACUCCGGACCAAACCAUUCCUACCACCGCUAACCAGGACCAGAGUGUUGCUGUAUGACUGAAGACACUUUGGGUGCUAACAUUGAAUUGCUCAGUGGAGGCUGGUGAGAGGAGAUAUAGGAGGAUAGGCUCAUUGUAAUGGCUGGAAUGGAAUGAUUGGAAUGGAGUCAAACGUGCUUUCCAUGUGUUUGAUACCAUUCCAUCAAUUCCAUUCCAGCCAUUACAAUGAGCCCGUCCUCCUGUAGCUCCCCCCACCAGCCGCCACUGGAAUUGCUCAAAUUCUAAAAGCUCGGUUCAGUGCUUUCAACCACACAGGCCUUCUACUAAAGAGGGUUUUCUGCUGAACAAUGAGAAUAAUCUUAGUUCAUUAGUUUCCUUUGUUUUUUACUGUUUAUGGCUUAAUGACCCGAUCAGCCCUGACUGGUCAGCCUCACCUUGUGUGAAUAGUUGUGUACGGUACUGGUCAGCCUGAACAGUUACUUGGAAAGAAAGGUACCACAAUUUUGAAACUGCAAGCCGACUCCUCCAUUGACUAAUGCAAACAACUUUUGAACCCCUUUUUAUUCCACAAGACUGUUGUUAUGUCUGCAGACGAACAGCGUGAAGAGCGCUGCCUUGAGGUGUUUCACUGAGUCUCACAGUGCUGUCAUUGACUGAUGCUUGACAUUGGUGAUAAGUGAUUGACUGUCUGUAAAUUAUGCAUUAAAAUCUUCAAAAUGGGA